CAGCGCUUCCUGGUUGGCAGCACAGACCGCAGAGAGAGGUGACGGAGGAGGAAGAGACGCGACGGAGAAAGAAAAAGUGACAAACGGAGGAAAAGAGGAGGAAAAGAAGAAGCAGAAGACGAUGGAGACCAAGAUGAAGCCUCGUCCCGCCCUGCCCUUCAUCUCGCUCCUCUCACUCCUCGCCCUGUUUCCCGCGGGACUCGCUGAGAAGCAUUCCCUCACGUACAUCUACACGGCCUUCUCCAAUCCGACCACGCUGCCUGGGAUCCACGAGUUCACAGCCAUGGGUCUGGUGGACAACACGAUGAUCGACUACUUCGACUCUGACCUCGAACGGAAAGUUCCCAAACAGCCGUGGAUGCAGGAGAAAAUGGACAAGAACUACUGGGACAAGGGGACCCAGUCCCGCAAGAGCAAGCAGACCUGGUUCCGUGUGAACAUCGACAUCCUGAUCGAGAGAAUGCGACAGAACAAAAAUGAGACCCACAUCCUUCAGUGGAUGCACGGCUGUGAGAGCAUCACGGAGAACGGCGAGAUGAAGUUCUUGGAAGGAAAAGACACGUACAACUACGAUGGAAAUGACUUCCUGCAUUUCGACGAUAAGAACGGAGUCUGGGUCAGCUCCACUCCCGCGGCGAAAGACACCAAGAGGAAGUGGGACGGAGUCCAGACCCUGAAGGACUACACCAAAGGCUACCUGGAGAAAGAGUGUCUGUCCUGGUUGAACCAGUUCGUGGAAUACGGACUAAAGCAACAAAGAGCAGCUCCUCCACCUGAGAUGUUCAUGUUUGCAAAGAAGUCCCACACGGACAGCAACGUGAUCCUGACGUGCCUGGCCAGCGGCUUCCUCCAGAAAGACGCCAAGCUGCAGAUGAAAAGGAAGGGCUGUGUUCUGAAUGAAGUGGACGGAGUGGAGAGCUCCAAAGUUCGACCCAACAACGACGACACCUACCAGGCGAGACAGAGAGUGGAGAUCUUAAAGACGGACGAGUCUGAAUACACCUGUGAGAUCAUUCAUGAGGGGUCUGGUUUGAACACCAAGAUUACCUGGGAUCACAAACUUCCUGCCGAGGAUUCUGGACUCGUCAUCAUUGCUGUGGUGGUUGUUGUUGUACUGCUCCUCAUCAUCGGGCUCAUUGUGGGUGGAACCAUAUUCUUCUUACGUAAAAAAGGCAAAUUUGGUUCUCUCAGCUCGGGAUCAACCUCGAGUGGCUCUUCUGACCAAGUCGCAUCUCAACCAGCUCCAUCAAAGCCAUCAGCACAAGAGAACGUGCCACUCACUGCAAAGGAGGAUGGUUCUCUCAGCUCGAAAUCAGACUCUGGUGUCUCUUCUGACGGAGGCAGAACCGGAGAAUCCAAGAACCCCUCCGAAAACGAAGUGCUCCUGGAUCCGUGAGAUGAUCAAUAAACUGAGACUUAAUGAUAAUAAUAAUCAUAAUCAUAACUUUUAUUCAUAUAGAACUAUAUGUGUUUUGACCAUGUGAAAAAAAGACGCUGUCCUGGGCUGACCUGGUGUCCCCCCCCCCCCAACCACCCCACAUCAGAAAGGCCCCAAGACUGCCCCCCCCCCCCACACUGCUGUCACUCAAAAAGCCCCCCCCCCCCCCCCCCCAGUAUACCUGAUUUCUGUCUUUUCCAUGGUUUUAACUAGAUAUUGAUUGUUUCAUUCAGAUCAGAUGAAUUAAAUUGAAAAACAAUGUGUGGCUAACAGGAUACAAAUCUGUAGAAUUACAAUAAAUAAAUAAUUUUAAAAACUAUAAAAAAGUAAACUUAAUAAUAGUAUUAUCUAAUACUAGAAAGGAGACUUUGUUGUCGGCCAUGUUUGAAGGUGAGACUUCAGUUGAGAUGAAAUCAUAAUAAAUAAAUGGUCAGUCAAUGCAUCGAUGCUAAAACUGCGAUGAUUUGACGAGACCUUAACGUAGUUCAUCGUCUGUCGCUGAACUCGGAGGAGUUGCAGUUGAGCGACUGAGUGGAAGUUGAAGCAGGUGAAAAGAGAAACGUGAUGAGUUCAAAGUAUGUAUAUGUAAAAUCAAUAACUUGUUCUGUGAGGUAGAGAUUAAGUUUGUGUCUGAUGUUGGAAGUUAAUUCUUAAAUCAACACUAUGUAGCUUACUGAGCAGCAGCGCCCCCUGCAGCCACGCAAGCUGAUUCAUUCUGUCUGGCUCCGGGUGGUUCUGUGGUUCAGUGGUGUUGGUUUGAUGUCAGCAGUGAAGAGAAGAGGACCGAGGGUCGAACCUUGUGGAACUCCUUUUCUAAUCAUCUGCAUCUUUGAAUCACUAGAAGCUACUGCUCGGUUCUAUCAGGUCUGUGGGUUGGAGAACGUUCUCUCUAUUCACAGUGAGUGAAGAAGCCUCUACAUUGAAACUGAUGCAUAGUGUUGAUUUAAUUUAAUUAAACUUAAUAGUGUACGAGCUUGUCUGGUAAAUGACGUCCGAGUUUUUCUUUUAAAACCUACAUUUUUACUGGAAUUAUGAGAAACUACGAAUCGAAUCGAUGUGAAAACAGAUCAUUGGAUAAAAGAAAACGUGAACAGGAGCAUUUGCACCUUAACUCUAUUUAAUCUGCUCAUUGAAUUAAAUAUUAUGUUUGAUUCCUGUUGUUAUAUAACUUGUGCGAAACCAGUUUUAAGUUGUAAUUAAAAAGAAUGAAAUGUACUUUGAUUUUGUUCAAACUGAGCGAUGAAAUCCUUCAGAACAAAUCAGGUCAUAUAUUUUUAUAACUCAUCAGGUAUAACCAGGAGUCUUUUUAGUGUAAAACACAGACUCGUCCCUGUGUAUUUGAUUGAGUCCAUUUAAAGGAUCUUUGUUUUUUAAUGCUGAGCUCACACUGGAUUUUAUGAUUUCAUUGUAGAACAUUCUUUUUCUUGCUGGUGCUUAGUUUGCCUGUUAUUGAUUUACAAUCAGUUAUUCUUUAUUAAGUACUUUAAACUCACUUUAUGUUUAGGAAUUCAUUUUUAGUGUUUUAAUCCAACAUAACGAAUAUCAUUGUUAUAAACCUCUUGAAUUGUGUGUGAAAUGGGUUAGGGGUUAUUCUGUGUUAUCGAGGGUUAGGGCUUAAAUGUAUCUGCUCAGUGUUAAUGUACGAUCACGCGACAUAUUUGAUAUUUGCAUUUUCUAUUUUAAAAGUUUGCUUGACUUUAAGUCUCCAAUAUAUCACUGUUGAUCAAUGCCAAAGUUAUUGAUGUUAAUUUAAGACACAGUUUCUCAAAUGGUCUCUUUGUGAUUGUGUCUUUUUGUUAAAUCAAAUAAAUAAAGGGAUUGAAUCAUU
Messenger RNA from Platichthys flesus (European flounder), 3266 nucleotides. Its product is annotated as BOLA class I histocompatibility antigen, alpha chain BL3-7-like. Gene Ontology annotation, biological process: immune response. The transcript is spliced from 9 exons. Gene Ontology annotation, cellular component: external side of plasma membrane. The record is from RefSeq and is a predicted model, not a curated record. Bases 122 to 1396 code for a protein of 424 amino acids. Lineage: Eukaryota; Metazoa; Chordata; Actinopteri; Pleuronectiformes; Pleuronectidae.